CGUGGGGAAGGUGCGCCCGACGCCCGGUCCCCGCAGUGCUGAUGCUGUGUUUCGCCUUUUUUAAUGGCUGACAGUAAACACCAGAACCUGCCGGUCCCAGCAGUUGGCUCCCGUGUGCUUGUCAAAACAGAAAACAUGUCUUGCUCCCUUUGGCCCAUCCGAGGAAACCACCCCCGACAGGUGCAAGCGUGUGAGAGUGACACAAAAAACGCCGGGCCACACAACUUGCCUGAUCCAGUUAGUCUUGGUCGCAAAGCCAUCAACGAGCCUACGAAGCAAAAGAUGUUGCAUUUCACUUCUCUGCAUAAGGGUCCCGAACUGGAACAGUCAGGAGCAUGCUGGCCUGCUGAGAAACACCAGGUUAUCCAGGCUGUCUUCUUUGGGAUCUGCGUCUUGACCGACCUGUCCAGUCUUCUCACUAAAGGAAAUGACAGUCAAGAGCAAGAGAGGCAGCUUAAAAAACUCAUUUCCCUCCGUGACUGGGUGAUGGCUGUUCUAGCUUUCCCUGUUGGAGUGUUUGUUGUGACGAUGUUUUGGAGCAUCUAUAUCUAUGACAGGGAACUGGUUUACCCAAAGCUGCUUGAUAAUUUUAUACCAGCGUGGCUAAAUCAUGGAAUGCAUACAACAGUUUUGCCCUUUGUAUUAAUCGAGAUGAGAACAACACAUCAUCAGUAUCCCAGCAGGAGCUGUGGACUGGCUGCAGUGUGCACCUUCGCUGUUGGCUAUAUUUUAUGGGUGUGCUGGAUUCACCACGUUACAGGAGUGUGGGUGUACCCGCUUCUUGAGCACCUCAGCCCAGGUGUCAAAAUAAUCUUUUUUGCAGCUGUUACUGUGGUAAUUAACAUAUUCUACUUGAUGGGAGAGGUCCUGAACAACUACAUCUGGGAUACCCAAAAAUGUAUUGAAGAAGGAAAAGAAAAGCCAAAAUUGGACUGAACAACAGAGGCAACAUGGAGGAUUGUUUAUGGCUCCAUGGAAGAUUUCUCAUCCCCAACAGAGGUUGGCAUGGAGAGGAAUCUUUUGGAAAGGAAGACGUUUAAUGGGCCCUCUGCUCAGUGCAAGGAUAUUUUGGGGUUUUAUAUGGAGGGAAAAUGGUUUUAGCUAAGAAUAAUAAUAAUGUUUCAACCUCCAUUCCCAUUUCUCCAUGCUUGCAUGUGGCAUACACAUAUAAGAUGUAUAUUUAUCUCCACGGCAUUCUCAACAUGCGUUUCUUGCAUCCAAUAAGUCAUUAAACCAUUAAUUCAUUAAAUCUUUUCACUUCCACCAAGAAGAACAAUUAAUCCAUUCUCUGUAUUGUUUGAGAAAAGCUUAAUCAGAUAGGUCUAAUAUGGGGAAACAAAACAAUCCUAUAUAUUUCAAAGUACAGUGUAAAAAUACAGUAGAAGUUAAUUGCAUGAAUGUAUCUGAAGAAUAAUUCAAUCCAACUGAAAUAUUAAUGUAACACUGUAACAACUGCCUUAAAUCAGUGAUGUUAAUAAUUUUAUCAGUCCAGUAAAAUCUUAUUUGCAGCGUUCGGCUAUCUGAAUAUGAUGCAAUUUUUCUUAAAGAGGCCUAAAUAAAGAUCAGAUCCCUGCAUUUCUGUUUCUUCAUGCUGAUUCUUGAAAUUCUAGAUGGAUUUAUGGCAUUUGAAUUAUAUAUUUGCAGGUUUUCCUAUGUCAGCUGUAGAUGAUGUUAUUUUUACAUGAGGAUUUUUCUUCUUAUUUUCCUAGUACAAGACCUGAUCCUGCAUUUUCAAGUUGUAAGUUCUCAAUUGAUGGGCUGAGCCCUUAGUGUUAUACCAGAGAGAGCAUUUAAGCCUUACUUCAGGAAGGCACGUAAGCAAAUGUUUAAACAUAUGCCUGUUUGUGUUAGGAACGCAGUUGCAAAAUACUAGCAAUCGUUUCAACUUGACAGGAUUCUGUUUAAUUAUCAGACAAUCAAGAAGGAACU
Molecule: messenger RNA, 1929 nt
Organism: Egretta garzetta (little egret)
Lineage: Eukaryota; Metazoa; Chordata; Aves; Pelecaniformes; Ardeidae
Gene: AIG1
Product: androgen induced 1
Exons: 6
Coding region: 64-936 (290 amino acids)
Cellular component (GO): endomembrane system; membrane
Source: RefSeq, a predicted model, not a curated record